AUGAGAGGACCUACGGCCAAGUCCUUCAAGCAAGGCUUCCUCAGGAGCUUCCUCGUCAGCCUCAAAUCUUGCAGAAAUGGCGACAUGAGCCUACAAGAGAGGAAGCGCGCCGUCAGGUCGUCGGCCGACGCUGCAAUGGCUACCGCCCGCGGCGGCGGAGCCAUGUGGCCACAGGCCCUCCUAGCAUCAUCAUCAUCAUCGCCGCCUACGUCGUCGUCGUGGCCUAGGAUGUUGCCUGCAUCAGCCAAGGUGAAGACCACGAGGUGCAAGAGCACGGCGAGGAGGUGCUGUCGACCGAAGAGGAGUAGCAGCGAGAUGAUCGCGAGGAGGCUGGUGAGGAAACGGACCAAGAUCUUGAGGGGGAUGGUGCCCGGCGGCGAGCUCCUGGACGGCGUCUCGCUGCUCCGCGAGGCCAUGGACUACGUCGUCCACCUGCGCGCGCAGGUCGCCGUGCUCCGGCGCGUCUCCAACGCCAUGCACCACAUGGCAGGAGCUGUUGCACCACCUGUGCAGUUGAAGGUGGAGACGGCUCACCUCUCGGAUGGAAACCAAGGAUAG
Molecule: messenger RNA, 558 nt
Organism: Lolium rigidum
Lineage: Eukaryota; Viridiplantae; Streptophyta; Magnoliopsida; Poales; Poaceae
Product: transcription factor IBH1-like 1
Exons: 2
Coding region: 1-558 (185 amino acids)
Biological process (GO): regulation of DNA-templated transcription
Molecular function (GO): protein dimerization activity
Source: RefSeq, a predicted model, not a curated record